Molecule: messenger RNA, 1746 nt
Organism: Parascedosporium putredinis
Lineage: Eukaryota; Fungi; Ascomycota; Sordariomycetes; Microascales; Microascaceae
Source: the annotation of a GenBank genome assembly
AUGUAUUUCGCCAGUCUCUGUACCGUGCUCACUUACACAAGUGUAGCCCUUGCGAGGCCCUCGCAACACUUCGCACGGCACAUCACCCCGUCCGGCCUGCAAGACAGCUACGACUAUGUCAUCGUCGGCUCCGGCCCGGGCGGGUCCCCUGGCCGCCCGCCUCGCCAUGGCCGGCAAGUCCGUCCUGCUCAUCGACGCCGGCGACGACCAGGGCGAGUCGAUCCGUACCGCGUCCCCGCCCUGAGCCUCCAGUCAACAGAGUACGAGCCCAUGCGGUGGGACUACUACGUCAACCACUUCAGCAACCUCACCUACCAGAAGCAAGACUCCAAGAUGACGUACCGCACCGCCUCCGGGGCCACCGUACCCGCACAAGAGCGACUGGGACGGCAUCGCCUCCCUCACCGGCGACGCGUCGUGGUCCGCCUCAACAUGCGCAAGUACUUUGAGCGCCUGGAAAAGUGCUCCUACCUCCUCAACGGCGGGUCCGGCCACGGCUUCAGCGGCUGGCUAUCCACCAGCCUCACGGACCUCACCCUCGUCGUCACGGACCUGAAGCUCCUCCGUAUCGUCCUCAACACCGCCAUCUCCAUGGGCCAGGGCGGCCUGCUGACCUGGCUCAUCACCACCGUCGGCGGCCUGACGGGCGUGCUGCUGCAGGACCUCAACGUCGACUCGCCCUCCCGCGACUCCGUCCAGGGCGUGUACCAGAUCCCCAUCGCUACGGACGCCGGCUCGCGCUCCGGCCCGCGCCAGCUCAUCGUCGACGUGACGGGUGCCCAAAACUCGGACGGCUCGCGCAAGUUCCGCCUCGACGUGCUGCUCGACACCCUCGUGACCAAGGUCCGCUUCGACACGACGGGCAGCAAGCCCCGCGCCGUCGGCCUGCUCAAGCUCAGCGGCGUGGGCCCGCAGGCGGAGCUCGCGGCCCACGGCAUACCCCUCGUGGCCAACCUCCCCGGCGUGGGCACCAACCUCCAGGACCGCUACGAGACGACGGUCAUCGGCAAGACGACGUCCGACUUCGCCGUGACGGGCGCCUGCAACUUUUACCGCACCCCCGACGACCCGUGCCUCCAGCGGUGGGAGGCGGGCGGGUCCUCCCCGACCCUCAAGGGCGUGUACGCGUCCAACGGCAUCGCCCUCGGCGUCGUCCGCAAGUCCACGGCCGCCGCGGCGGGCGACGACCCGGACACCUUUAUCUUAGGCGCACCCGUGGGCUUCAAGGGCUACUACCCGGGCUACUCGGCCGACUCGACCGUCGACGCGAGGCACUGGACCUGGCUCACGCUCAAGGCCCACACGCGCAACCGAGCCGGCACCGUGCGCUUGCGGUCCGCGGACCCGCGCGACACCCCGCUCAUCGACUUCAACAACUUUGAGGAUCCCGCCGCCGCCGCGCUCGACGUCCGCGCCGUCGUCGAGGGCAUGAAGUACACCCGCGGCCUCAUCAACUCGGUCGGCGGCUUCACCGAGGUGUGGCCCGGCCCGCAGGUCGCUUCGGACGCGCAGCUCAGCGACUGGACGAGGAAGGAAUCGUGGGGCCACCACGCCAGCUGUACCUGUCCCAUCGGACCCGACGGCGAUGCCCAGGCGGUGCUGGAUUCCAAAUUCCGGGUGCGCGGGGUGGAUGGGUUGAGGGUGGUGGAUGCGUCCGUCUUUCCGCGGAUUCCCGGUUUCUUCAUCGCCGUGCCUGUUUACAUGGUGAGCGAAAAAGCGGCAGAUACGAUUCUCGGUCUUGGUUGA